Molecule: messenger RNA, 2225 nt
Organism: Anolis carolinensis (green anole)
Lineage: Eukaryota; Metazoa; Chordata; Lepidosauria; Squamata; Anolidae
Product: death-associated protein kinase 2
Exons: 14
Coding region: 175-1401 (408 amino acids)
Biological process (GO): positive regulation of apoptotic process; protein phosphorylation; intracellular signal transduction
Cellular component (GO): cytoplasm; nucleus
Molecular function (GO): ATP binding; protein serine/threonine kinase activity
Source: RefSeq, a predicted model, not a curated record
AGCCCGUCCUCUUUUGGGCAGUGGCUUCGGAAUGAGGGAGGCGCAGAGCCAGAGCCAAACCGAGGCAGACGGAGCUGGGAAGGAGCCCUUUUUUCCUUCUGGACCAACCAAACCAUCCCUCCUGCCCUCCCUGCAAGGUGCCCCUUCGGGAAGCAGGGCUCCGGCGGACAGCUGAUGGCCAAGGAUGGCGGGGCGGAGGUCCUCACCUGCGACGAGGCCGGGAGUCCAAACAGAGGGAACAAGGAGGACAAGGAGGACGGAGGCAAUGACGAUGAAGUCUUUGUGAGCACAGACGGCCAGACACCUGGCUGCAGCCCUAGUAGUGUUCGGCAUGGCAGCGUGGAGGAGCUGUACGAGCUGCUGGAGAAGCUGGGCAGCGGCCACUUUGGGGUGGUGAGGCGCUGCCGGGAGCGGGAGACGGACGCCUUCUUUGCAGCCAAGUCGGUCAAGAUCCGGAAGCGGAAGGGGAGCCGGCUGGGCCUGGACCGCGAGCAGGUGUCGCGGGAGGUGAACAUCCUGCGCCAGCUGCAACACCCCAACAUCAUGCGCCUCCAUGACGUCUUUGCCAGCAAAGCUGAGAUGGUCCUGAUUCUGGAGCUCAUCCACGGGGGAGAGCUUUUUGACUUCAUCGCCGAGAAGGAGAUGCUGACGGAGGAGGCAGCCAUUGAGUUCAUGGAGCAGAUCCUCCGUGGGGUGGCCUACAUGCAUUCCUGCCACAUCGCCCACUUUGACCUCAAGCCGGAGAACAUCAUGCUCUUCCAGAAGGACGUCCCCAACCCUGCCAUCAAGAUCAUCGACUUUGGCUUGGCCCAAAAGCUGGAGGAAGGCGUGCCCUUCAAAAGUCUUUGCGGGACCCCCCAGUACAUCGCUCCUGAAGUGAUCAACUACGAGGCUUUGAGCACAGCCACAGACAUGUGGAGCAUUGGCGUCAUCACAUACAUCUUGCUGAGCGGCAUGUCCCCCUUCCAGGGUGAGACGGACCCAGAAACCCUCUCCAACGUGGUCUCCGGAAACUAUGAGUUCGAGGAGAAGUACUUCAGCCAGACGUCCGAGAUGGCCAAGGACUUCAUCCGGCAGCUUCUGGUCAAGGAGCCUGGGAACCGGAUGACGGCCAGCGAGUGCCUCAGGCACCCAUGGAUUAAGCCCUUAAACCGGAAGCAGGCCAUAAACCGGAGCCGGUCCUCCAUCAACAUGAAGAACUUCCGCAAAUUCAACGCUCGUCGGAAGUGGAAGCUCUCCUACAACAUGGUGUCUGCCUGCAACCGCCUGUGCCGCAUGGGUCUCUUGUGCCAGCAGCGGAGAGAAGAAGAAGAGAUCUUGCGCGACUGCGAGAGCGACCAGGAGGAUGUGGCCGCCAGCCCCGUGGCCUUGCUGCGCAGGCGGAGAAGCAUCUGCUCCUGAAAUCGGGCAUCGUCGCAAGCAACAUCCCCCUGAGGUGCAGCUCUUGCCAGAUCCCGUUGCUUCCCAUUCCAGCUGCAAGGAGGGAUGGGCAGCCCAAAGGACUCUCACCGCGGGGCCACACGAGCCAAAGCGACCAAGCAGAAUUUCAACUCCUCUCCAAUUUCUUCUUAAUAUUCAGCGCAACAAGGUGGGGAGGGGAUUCAUGUGGCAUGUUUGGGUUUUUUUUUCCGUGAAAAACUGCAAGUCGCUUCUGGUGUGUAGAGAACUGGCCAUCUGUAAGGACUUUGCCCGGAUGUUUUGAUGUUUUGACCAUCCUUGUGGGAGGCUUCUCUCAUGUCCCCACAUGAAGCUGGAGCUGAGAAAGUGAGCUCACCCACACUCUCCCCGGGUGGGAUUCGAACCUGGCAGCCUUCUGGUCAGCAACCCAACCUUCAAGUCACGAGGCUUUAAUCCACUACGCCACCGGGGUCUUCUAAUGUGGCAUGUGCCAAAAAUGUGAAAUGUGUUCCAGUUGGAGGUCAAGAGCCAGGUAUGGGAGACCUUCUCGAGGUCAUUUCUCCAAACAGGAGCUUCAGUCUCAUCCCAAUCUCCUCCUCAGACGAGGAGACCAAAAGACAGACGAGCCCCUUUUUCAUCAUCCCAGAUAUGGGAAACCACUAACUACUCACCCCUCUUUUCCCGUCGCAUGAGGACCACUUCUCUGAGCCUUUUCUUCCAGAGAGAAGGUUCAGGACAUGAAAUGCCUUCAAGAUGUGUGUAUGUGCAGAGUGUAUUUUUAUAUAUGUUCCAACAAAUAACAUCGAUUAAACUUUCUUAUUACAUCC